UACACAUUGCAUUACAUCUAAAACAAACGAUAAUAAUCGUUUUAGCCGUGUCAUAUGACUCCUUUAAUUAAAAACCUUUUCAGCUCAACUUAAAACUAUAACUGUAACAAGUUUUCAACACCACAGCAUAAAUACAUUAUAUGAAUGUUAUUUAUUUACGUUUUCACAACCCUUUUUGUCAUUAUUGUGGUUUAUGUGGUAAUUAUUAAUAGUUAGACGCAAAUAAUUAUGCAAAUAAUGUGACUUUUUUAAUGUGAAACGUUUUUGUGUUUGCGUCACGAGUACAGAUACAUGUCUAACCAAUGGCAGUGCUGAGAUCUCAUCGUGAACUGCAGAUGCUCAGCAGCACUCUUAGUGACCAUCUCAACAUGUCUGGUACUCAGGCAGCUGUCCAGUGCUCUACUGGCCGUCCUCAUGGGGAUCCAUACUUUAAAGUUAUAGUUUGAUUGUGUAUGUUACCUCAGACAUGUUCUGGAGCGGGGUGUUAAUGGCACUGGCAUAUCUGACAGUGCACACAGAGCGUUGUUGUGCGCUGGGAUACAACGCGUCCGUGCUGCUGGAGGAGAUGCUCGGGAACCGCACGCGUCUUUACGCGCUGGAUGAGAGCGCGCUGGCGGACUGGCGCUCGCUGCUCUGGAAGAAGCGGCACGGAGAAGAGUCCCAGCACUCCACUGUCAAAGCUCUGCUCAUCUUCUCUUACUCUGUCAUCAUAGUCAUCUCACUGUUUGGAAACAUCCUCGUGUGCCAUGUGGUCAUUAAAAACAAGCGCAUGCAUUCUGCCACGAGUCUCUUCAUAGUCAAUCUGGCUAUUGCGGACAUACUUAUUACGCUUUUAAAUACACCUUUCACUCUGGUGAGGUUUGUAAACAGCACCUGGGUUUUUGGAAGGGGCAUGUGUCACAUCAGUCGGUUCGUGCAGUACUGUUCCCUUCACGUCUCCACACUCACUCUCACUGCAAUCGCUCUGGACAGACGCCAGGUAAUCCUGCAUCCCCUGAAGCCUCGGAUGUGUAUGGGUCAGGGUGCCAUUUGCAUUGUGUUUCUCUGGCUCAUGGCCAGCUGUUUUUCACUGCCUCAUGCCAUUUACCAGAAACUGUUUACUUUUGUGUACAGCAAAGACAUAGUGCGCUCUCUGUGCGUGCCUGAUUUCCCCGACCCGUCCGAGUUAUACUGGCAGUAUCUGGAUUUGGGCACGUUUAUUCUACUUUACGUCCUUCCCCUGCUCGUCAUCACGGCCGCAUACUCCGCCGUCGCUCGCCGCCUCUGGCGCCGCAACACCAUCGGUGACGUCACCAGCGAACAGUACGUCCUUCAGCGCAGGAAGAGGAAGAGGACUAUUAAGAUGCUGAUGUUAGUCGUGGCGAUAUUCGCCGUUUGCUGGUUUCCUUUGAAUUGCUAUGUGGUUCUGCUGUCCAGUCAAGUUAUUCAGUCCAACAACGCCAUCUACUUCAGCUUCCACUGGUUAGCCAUGAGCUCCACCUGCUACAAUCCUUUCAUUUACUGCUGGCUGAACCAGAGCUUCAGAGCCGAACUCACUUACCUGUUGGGCAUGUGCAGAAACGGACAGAGGCGGGGCCAAGGAAGACGGACGCACUGUAGACGUCAGGGGGAGGGGCCUGAGCCAUCGGCCCCACCCAGCGCUGGGUUUCACAGGGCGGCAUGGCCCGAGAGCCACGCUUCCUUGCAGCAGUCCAAUCCCAAAGAGAUUUGCGCUGUUCGCUCGACCUCUCUCGGCCAGUCGGGGAAGACUGACAUUCUCUCGGUCGAGCCGAUUGUUGCUGUGAGCUGAGCUCUCGAAGGUCCUUCGUGGACAUGACACUGAAUGUGAUCUAAACUAAACAGCUAGAGGUUCUCAAACAAACAUUAAGCGAUCAAAAAUAUACUAAUGAGUAACAUUGUGUUAAAAAGUAUGACGUUUGUCAGCACAACUAGCAUUUAGGGCACAAGCUGUUUUCAAGAAAAACAUAAUUUGGGUAGCCUACUUGAUGUAUUUUAGUGAUUUUCAAGUAUUAUUUACAUAAUGAGUCAUUUUAAAAUUAGAUACAUAUAAAAAAAAGCACAUUCCUUCUCACUCUGUAUUUUCUUUCUGAUGGGGAGAGGUUGUUGUUAAAACUCAAAUGGUUGAGUUUAUUACCAUUGUGUCUCUUAAGGCAAAACAGGGGCUGAAUUAUUUUAAAUUGAUCAUAAUAUUUGCUGUACACUAUUUACAUGAUAUUGAUAAUCGUAUACUGUAAAAAAUUCCCAGAGAAAAAAACUGAAAUAUUCCUGCAGCUGGGGUGCCAGUAAAAAAUGUCAAAUAAUAAUAUUCUUCAUGUUUUUCUUGUAAAUGUUAUGUCUUUUUCAGUCAUUUGACAUGUAUUUAAAAAAUACAACAAAAACUGUAAAAUCUGUAAAUUUACAGUGUUUUUACGUUACACGUAGAAAAAUCUGUAAAAAUAACAGUAAAUUUAUCUAAAAUUAACUUUUUUACAGUGUAGUUUUCAAUAUUAUUGUUAUUGUCAAUACCGGCGUAUUGUAUUGACUCCUGUGACUUUCUUGCUUCUAAAUUGUAAACACAAGAAUCAUUGUGAAAAAUGUUCUGAUUUAUCAUCAUUUGCAAAGUGAUUAGUUAUCAAAAUAAUCUGUUAAAUUCUUGUCUUUCUGGCAAAAAUGGAAAUGUUAAUCAAAGCACCUUGACUACUGAACUAGAGCUCAUUGUGAAUGACGCUAUUAUGUCCCUGUUCUCUGACUUGUCUGUGACUCACUCUGUACUGCUUCAUCAUUUAAAUCUAAAACAUGCAGGAGACGUGUGAAGAAAGUAAAUGUCAAAGUGUAGUUUAUAAAGCUUUGGCAUUUCGUUUCUAUAAAAUGUUUUUUUUCCUUAUGAAUAGAAAGGUACAUUAAUGUUCAUUACAUGUGCUGUGAACAUUGAACUUUGAUUCUGCUGUUGGUUUUAUUAUAGAAAACAAUCUCUAAAUGAAUGUUCUAUUGUAUUAUUUGUUUAUUGUAUUAUUGUAUAGAAAAAGAUUGAUGAGGAUUUCUGGUUCCCAGAAUGCUUUGCACGAGGCUGUCAUUUUAUUUUAUUUUUCUGUAAAGAUAAAGACUUAUUAAUGUUUAAAGUUAAUUUAUUUUUGAACAAACUGUUGCCAGUAAAUUACAUAAAUGUAAAUCUACAGUAAAUUACUGGCAAACUGCUGCCAGUAAUACUGUAAUUUCUACAGAUUUUUUUACACUACACAUAGCAUGUAUAUUUUCAUGGUGAACAGAUUUGCCAAUAAAUUCAAAAAUGUUUAUUUCCUUUAUAUUUCCCUUAAACAUAUUAAAAUAUAUGAAUUAUACUUUCCUAAUGCAUCACUCUUCAAAAUGUUUGAUGUGGUCUUUAAAUAGUGUUU
Triplophysa rosa is the source of this 3371-nucleotide messenger RNA. RefSeq names its product G-protein coupled receptor 83-like. Gene Ontology annotation, cellular component: membrane. Gene Ontology annotation, biological process: neuropeptide signaling pathway. Lineage: Eukaryota; Metazoa; Chordata; Actinopteri; Cypriniformes; Nemacheilidae. The transcript is spliced from 4 exons. Gene Ontology annotation, molecular function: neuropeptide Y receptor activity. Bases 467 to 1789 code for a protein of 440 amino acids. The record is from RefSeq and is a predicted model, not a curated record.